CACGAAAGAUUGGUUGUAAAAGUCCUCCUUCGUCUCUUCAAACCACUCCCUUGAGCUGUCGACAUAGCCACCCUUCACUUACUGAAGAAACCAUUCCUAAGUGUGUUACUUAACUCGGCAGAAAAACUUAUAAACAGGUCAAUAUAUUUACCGAUACUAGUAACUGGUCAAAGUUUUGACGCUCGGAAACCGCUUAAAACUUUUUGAACUCGGACCUGCCAAGCGGAGGCAACAUGGUGUUAAAAUCGGAAGACGGAGUAGUGCCGGACGACCUCACCCCGGAGGAGCAGCAGGAGCUGGAGAAUAUCCGCCGGCGCAAGCAGGAGCUGCUGGAGGACAUUCAGCGGCUGAAGGAUGAGAUAGCAGAAGUGACAAGUGAGAUCGAGAACCUGGGUUCCACUGAGGAGAGGAAAAAUAUGCAGAGGAAUAAACAGGUGGCCAUGGGCCGUAAGAAAUUUAACAUGGACCCCAAAAAGGGGAUCCAGUUCCUGAUUGAGAACGACUUGCUGAAGAAUACCAGUGACGACAUUGCGCAAUUCCUCUGCAAAGGCGAGGGCCUCAACAAAACAGCCAUCGGAGAUUACCUCGGAGAGCGAGAUGACUUCAAUAUCGAAGUCCUCCAUGCCUUCGUGGAGCUUCAUGAGUUCACAGACCUCAACCUGGUUCAGGCCCUAAGACAGUUCCUGUGGAGUUUUCGGCUACCGGGAGAAGCUCAGAAGAUCGACCGCAUGAUGGAGGCCUUUGCUCAGCGCUACUGCCAAUGCAACCCUGGCGUUUUCCAGUCCACAGACACCUGUUACAUCCUGUCGUUUGCCAUCAUCAUGCUAAACACCAGCCUCCACAACCCGAAUGUGAAGGACAAGCCUUCCGUGGAACGAUUCAUCUCCAUGAACAGAGGAAUCAACGAAGGAGGAGACUUGCCUGAAGACCUGCUACGGAAUCUGUAUGACAGCAUCAAGAAUGAGCCUUUUAAAAUCCCAGAGGACGACGGCAACGACCUCACACACACUUUCUUCAACCCAGACCGAGAGGGCUGGCUGCUAAAACUGGGAGGGGGACGCGUUAAAACCUGGAAGAGAAGGUGGUUCAUCCUCACGGACAACUGUCUCUACUACUUUGAGUACACCACAGACAAAGAGCCCAGAGGAAUCAUCCCACUGGAGAACCUGAGCAUCAAGGAGGUGGAGGACAAGAAGCCUAACUGCUUUGAGCUUUUCAUUCCUGACAACAAAGACCAGGUGAUAAAAGCGUGCAAGACUGAGGCGGACGGACGCGUUGUGGAGGGCAACCACACCUUCUACCGUAUCUCUGCCCCCACUGCAGAGGAGAAAGAGGAAUGGAUGAACAGCAUCAAAGCUGCCAUCAGCAGGGACCCCUUUUACGAGAUGCUGGCAGCCAGGAAGAAGAAGGUGUCAUCCAUGAAGAGGCACUAGAGCGGCUCUGCACUCCAGAUGUUGCACUUGACAGAGCAGGGGUCCGGCUAUCUGCUCGCCCUGUCUGGGUCGGUGCAGAGGCCGCGGUUGAGGUCUCUCUCAGACCUCUCCAGGGGAUUUCUCUAGGAUACAUACUAGGUCUGGCUUUGGGACUCUACAGGCCAAAAAAACAGGAAGCAUGCUGGGGUUUCUAGAUAAGAGUCGGGGCCAAAGCGUCCUCUAACCUCCUGUCUCUCUUUCUCUCUCAGCUUUGUGUGUGCUCUCUGUCUAUGAGGCUGAAAGGAAAUCUUGCUGUAUCGCUCAGCAAAACCCCCUUUGAAGAUACUUAAAAAACAAACACAGUCCCCAUAUACAUUGUUGCACACGUACACAACAUGCAUACACUCAUGCAGUCCCCCGUAGCACACAUCCUUUAAACUCAGCAGGUCUGACCAAGUGUGACACUCCAACCAAAAUAUUCCUCGCUUUCUGAAAGAAGAGUAAAGACCUCAUGUGCUUUAACAUGUUAGGGUAAUACGUGUCUAUUUUUACAGCUUUAAAUGUCAAUUCCUCCUGCGUCUCUUUUGUUUGUUUGCUUUUGUAAAAAAUAAAUAAACAAAAUAAAAUAAAAAGGUCUUGCAACAGAAACUACAGGGGGGGGGCGGGUAUGGGGAGGGAGGGUAUGAUUUUCCAACUGUUAGUGAUUUUAUAGAAAAAAAGAAAAUAAAAAGAGAAAAAAAAGUUGCCACUCAGGAGAUUGUUACGAAGCUCUGAAACUUUCCACAUGGAUCCUGUUCACAACACGACAGCCAUGUGAGGAAUGAAAGCCUCAUCUGUGUCCCAGACUGAACUGUUUUUGUAAAUAUGAAGCUGCAUUAUGGGGACGUACCGCUGCAGAUGAGGGUGUCUGCUUGUUUUGGAUCUGGAUCUCGCUGUUCAUUUCCUGAAAGUCCUGGAGAUGAAUCCUGGGGAUUAGUGUCUUUUGAAGGGAUGAGCGUUUAUCACCCUGGGCUUCAUUUUGAGGUUUUAGGUUGUCUGGAAAUUAGAACUUGUGGCCCCUUUUUUCAUUUUCUCUUCCCAUACAUUUGUCUCAUUUCGUCUGAAACACAAGACCACUUUCUAUUACUUAAUUUUAUUGUUGGGGAAAGUUACUGCUGCACCGUGCCUGGCGAUCUAGAUGAAAUGUGAGAAAAGCUGCUGGUUAGCGACAGUUUUCUUCCCCCAGUCGACAACAUUACAUCUUUUAUUUUCUACCUUUUUAAUAUUGUUUUCCUUUGUUACCUAUUUAAUAGUAAAACAAGUCCUGUAAUUUUCAGCCGUCAGCCCGACCUCAUUGAUCGUUGUACAAUACUGUGUGCUUCAGGUUUAUGUAGAAGACAUAAUAUAUGACAUAUUGUUGUAGAGGCUUUAAAGCGGCACAAAUAAACAUGUGGUUUAUUAAAGCUAUGCCUGGUAAAUAAUGGGUUGUCCCUGUCUCAGGAUCCAAAGUGUGAUGUGAAACUGCUAGUUGUGUGAAGAAUGUACUGCGGUGAACCAAAAGACAAAGGGCAGGACGGCUGAUUGGUCACGCUGAGGCAGUGAUUUUGUCAAAUUGCAAACUCAACUGCGUCACGGUACAGUUUUGCAAACGCAGUCCGAGUUGCACAUCAAGCGGUUGUCUUUUCUACUCUUGUCUACUGUCCUCUCAUCUGUGCCUGCUGGUCCUUAUCCUCACUCACUGCCUCCUCCAUUUCCUCGUUCUCUUCCUCUCUCUGCGCACUAAUCCUAGGUCAUUUAGGAAAAUGCAAAAACAAUCAGAAUUCUAGACUGUAUUGGUUUAUUUAUCGAAGUUGUAUAUACUUAAAUGUAUAGUGGGUAUUUUUGUCCUAAUUUUGUUUCUUAUUAGUUGUGCCAUUUUCUUUUGGUAUUCUGUUCAAUAAUGUUUGAUUUGAGGUUUGUAUAAUUGCCAUUUAAUCGAGCUGAAAUAAAGACAUUUGUCACAA
Molecule: messenger RNA, 3394 nt
Organism: Cottoperca gobio
Lineage: Eukaryota; Metazoa; Chordata; Actinopteri; Perciformes; Bovichtidae
Gene: cyth1a
Product: cytohesin 1a
Exons: 13
Coding region: 234-1433 (399 amino acids)
Biological process (GO): regulation of ARF protein signal transduction
Molecular function (GO): guanyl-nucleotide exchange factor activity
Source: RefSeq, a predicted model, not a curated record